UAGUUUUAAACAUCUUUACUAAGCGAGCCUGCUCAGUCUGAUUAUAACCACAAACUAAACCUGGUACAAAAAGUGCGAUGAUUUUGUGAUUUAACCGUUGUUUUUUAUAUUCUAAUUUAAUUUAUUCAUACGUGACUUAAAUUUCAUAAUAAUAAGAAAAUAUUGUUCAGUGUCAAAUAGUGAUAAUUUUAAACGUGAUUCACAUUAAAGAUUUUCCAGAGGUCAUAGUUGAUUAGAUCGAAGCACUAAGUAUAUUCAAGAACGAUAAGAGGUAAAGUAACUGAAGAUGAGCCAGUUUCCCUACCACGAUUCGGUCACCGGUUUCAGACCGGUUGAGCCCGGCGUGCAGACACAGAAUUCGAACAUCAGCGAGUACUGCGACCGCGAUCAGUCAGUAGAUGACGAGGACGAGAUGGUGACGACGGAGCGUGAGUUAGCCGAGGACGCACAAUGGAAAAAAAUACAGCAAAAUACUUUUACAAGGUGGGCAAACGAACAUCUGAAGACCGUAUCGAAACACAUUGGAAAUUUAGAAACAGACCUUAGUGACGGUUUGAGGUUAAUAACUUUGAUUGAAGUGCUAUCUGGAAAAAGGUUGCCGAAACAUAAUAAAAAACCCUCGUUUCGGUCUCAAAAACUCGAAAAUGUGUCAGUGGCUCUUAAGUUUUUGCAAGAUGAUGAAGGAAUUAGAAUUGUCAAUAUUGAUUCAAGCCAUAUAGUAGACUGUAAAUUGAAACUAAUAUUAGGAUUAAUAUGGACGCUAAUUUUACAUUAUUCAAUAUCCUUGCCGAUGUGGGAGGGAGAAGACGACUUACAUACUGGUGGUGCGGAACCUACACCAAAACAAAGGCUGAUGAACUGGAUUCAAACAAAACUUCCAGACCUUCCUAUAAAAAAUUUCACCACAGAUUGGAAUGAUGGCAAAGCUGUAGGAGCCUUAGUUGAUGCAGUAGCUCCUGGACUGUGUCCCGAUUGGCCUGACUGGGAUUCUCAUGAGGGGGUUAGAAAUGCCUCAGAAGCUAUGAAUCUUGCCGAUGACUGGCUGAAUAUUCCUCAACUUAUCAAACCUGAAGAAUUAGUCAACCCCAAUAUUGAUGAACAGUCGAUGAUGACGUACUUGUCACAAUAUCCAAAUGCUAAAAUUAAACCUGGCGCACCUCUGAGACCGAGAACAGAUCCAAAUAAAGUUAGAAUAUACGGCCCUGGAAUAAAACAGACUGGAGUCGUAGUAGGUGCUCCAGCCAUAUUUACUGUGGAAACAUUCUCAGCCGGACGGGGUGUGGUCGAAGUCAUUGUGGAAAAUCCUCGAAAACAACGAGAGCACGCCGAUGUUAAAUUUAAUGACGACAAGAACUUGACGUAUCAAGUUACAUACAAUCCACAGUGUGAAGGUACUCACAUGAUUUAUGUCAAGUUUGCUGGAAAACUUACAUCAAAAAGUCCAUAUCGUGUAGAUGUUGAAGGAUUUGCAGGGGAUGCAUCGAAAGUUACAGCUUCAGGACCUGGAUUGCAACCAGAUGGUGUCCAUGUGAACAAACCAACCUUUUUUGACAUUUUCACUAAAAAUGCUGGCAGUGGGAUUCCUGAAGUAAUUAUCCUCGAUCCUUCCGAAAACAAAACCACUGUACCAGUCAAACUCCAACAGACAUCUCCAGAUGUGUGGCGCUGCGGUUACGUUUCCCCAUUUCUUGGUUUACAUUCCGUUAAUAUAUUUUUUGCUGGCAAACCCAUUCCAAAUAGCCCGGUUGGCGUUAGAGUAUGUCCCGUAUCAGACGCCAGAAAAGUUAAAGCUAGUGGUCGUGGUCUUCAACCUAAUGGCGUGAGAGUAAAAGAUGAAGCUGACUUCAAGAUAUAUACAGAAGGAGCCGGUGAGGGUGUCCCUGAGGUUCAGAUUGUGAGCUCUGAAGGUAUAUAUCAAAACUGUACACUGGAAAAAUUAGAUGAACAUACAUAUCGUGCGAUUUACGUACCUCUUAGACCAGGUAAAUAUGUGGUGACAAUUAAAUUUGGAGGAAACGACAUCUACAAAUCUCCAUUCGAAGUAAACGUAGGACCAUAUAAAGAAACAGUUAUUGGAGUAUAUGGACCUGGUUUGGUAGGAGGUGUGGUUAAUUCUGCAGCACUUUUCACUGUAGAAACAAAUGGAGAAACUGGAGCGUUAGGUUUUAGUAUACAAGGUCCUUCUCAAGCUAAAAUUGAGUGUCACGAUAAUGGUGAUGGAUCGGCUGACGUUAAAUAUUAUCCAACAGCACCUGGUGAAUAUGCUGUACAUAUUUUAUGUGACAAUGAAGACAUUCCUGGUAGUCCAUAUAUUGCUCAAAUUCUGCCAAGUACUGAUUAUUUUCCUGAAAAAGUCACAGUUAGUGGACCUGGUAUUCAACCACAUGGAGUUCAAUCUAAUGUUCCUGCCAAAUUUAUUGUAGAUACUAGAGAUGCUGGCUCUGCGCCUUUAGAUGUUAAGGUUUGUGAUGCAAAUUUGAAUAAUGUGAAACUGAAGUUAGUGCAAAAAGAAGAUAACUCAUUUGAGGGAACUUAUUUACCAACAUCAGCAAACAGACAUAUUGUACAAGUCAACUAUGGAGGAGUGGCUGUGAAAAAUUCUCCAUUUAGAGUUUUUGUUGGCGAGACCGUAGAUGUUUCUAAAGUGCAAUGUUUUGGACCUGGAAUUCAAGAUGGUGUUAAAGCAAAUACUCCAACUCAUUUUAACAUCGAUGCAAGGGAUGCUGGCGAAGCCGAUUUAGAUGUUCAUUUAAUAAACGAAAAUACUCGCGAAGAAGUUCCGUUGAAACUGACAGAUCUUGGCGAUCAAACUUAUACAGUAGAUUAUGAAACUGUUCUCGCUGGAAUACACAGAUUGACUGUUCAUUACGGAGGUCAAAAAGUUCCAUCAACUCCAAUUAAAUUCAAAGUCGAACCUAAUGUAGACGUAUCCAAAAUCAAAGUUGAUGGACUGGAACCAACCGCGCCAGUGAACAGCUUACAACAGUUUCGAGUCAUAACUCAGGACGCUGGAAAAGCAGAAUUUUCAAUUUCAAUAACUAGCCCUUCUGGAAGCAAAGUAAGAGCUCAUGUGAUCCCGACUCACGAGGGAUACUUAGUAAAUUUUACCCCAACUCAAUUGGGAGAGUAUCUUUUAGGAAUAUCUUUUGGUGGCGAACCUAUUUCUCACAGACCAUUCCGAUUAACAUGUCUUACAGGCUCAGAUCCACUAAAAGUAAAAGCCUCAGGUCCUGGUUUACAUAGAGGAAUAGUAAAGAGACCUGCUGAAUUUAUGAUAGACACAAGAGGUGCUGGUCAAGGAGGUCUUGGAGUUACUGUUGAAGGACCAUGCGAAGCGGCUAUUAACUGCAGAGAUAAUGGUGAUGGAACAUGCUCAGUGGCUUACUUGCCCACGGAAAUUGGAGAUUAUGGUAUAAAUAUUACUUUUAAUGAUCAACAUAUACCUGGUAGCCCUUUUCAGGCUAUUAUUGUACCCGAUGUAGAUAUAUCCAAGAUUAAGGUUUCCGGCAGUGGGAUUCAGUUACAUGGUGUAUAUGUUGAUUCUCCCACCGAUUUCGUAGUAGACACUAGAAGCAUUCCAAAAUCCACUGACGAUGGUAAAGUAACCUGUACGAUCACAAGUCCAUCCGGAACUCAAACAGAAAAAUUAAUAACUCCAUUAAUCGAUGGUACUUACAAAGUUAGUUACACACCAUUCGAAGAAGGAAAACAUACCAUUGAUAUUUUUUAUGACAAUGUUCCUGUACCUGGAUCACCAUUUAUUGUAAAUGUAAGAAGAGGUUGUGAUGCAAGAAAAUGUCAUGCGUAUGGUCCAGGUCUUCAAAAAGGAAUACUUAACAAAUCAAAUGUGUUUACUGUCGAAACAAAAGAAGCUGGCACUGGUGGUCUUUCUUUGGCCAUUGAGGGUCCUUCAGAAGCUAAAAUGACUUGUAAAGAUAAUAGAGAUGGAUCUUGCGCUGUUGAAUACAUCCCUACAGAACCUGGAGAAUACGAUAUAUCUAUCAAAUUCACUGAAAAUCACAUUCCUGGAUCUCCGUUUAAAAUUUCUGUAGAACCUGAGGCAAAUGAAUUUCUGGUCAAAGCUUAUGGACCUGGUUUGGAGAAAUCACAUUGUAGAGCAGGUGUACCGACUUCGUUUACUAUAGACGCUUCAAAGGCUGGACCAGCACCUGUUGCUGUUAAUAUAACUUCCGAUUCCAAACCUCUUUCUAAGAGGCCAGAAGUGAUAGACAAUGGAGAUGGAACAUUUAAUGUAACAUAUAUUCCUCCAAAUGAAGGAGCUAAUUUACAAACUCAAAUCUUGUUCAAUGGAAAAAAUAUCCCCAAUAGUCCAUUCCCUGUGAAAGUGAAACCAACUGCAGAGCCUGAUAAAGUCAAAUUCAGUGGACCUGCUAUCUUUGAAAAAGGUAUUCCGGCCUCAGUUCCAACUACAGUGAAAAUUGAUACCAAUGAUGCUGGCUAUGGAGAUUUAGAACUUAAAGUAAUCGGUCCGGAUGGUUCACCACGACCUGUGAAACUUGCAGAUAAUGGUGAUGGUACUUACAGCGCAACUUUUGUUCCUGAUGAUUGCGGAAGAUACAAACUUGAAGCUAAAUAUGCUGAUCAAGAAAUACCGAAAACACCUAUCUCUAUACAAGCCUACGCCAUUGGACAGGCUGAAAAAUGCAAGAUAACAAAAGGUUUAGAAAAAAAUCUGGCUAGCGGGCAGCCCUACCAUAUUAUCGUAAACACAGAAAACGCCGGUGCUGGUGCAGUUACUUGUAAAAUCAAAACAGUAGACGGAGGAGACGUGGAUAUAAAUAUAGUAGAUAAUAGAGACAAUACUGUCACUAUCUAUUACACCGUAGAGGAUGCUGGGGAAUAUACCAUCAACAUUAAGUUUGGAGGUCAGAAUGUACCUGGAGGGUUCUACACGAUAGUGGCCGAAAAAACUAGCGAAGUAAUAACUCACAGCGAAGUACAAGAAAAAGUACACAGUACACAAACUACCAAACAGCAGGUUUUUAGACCUAUAGAAUUGAAUAAAAUCCCACUUCUGAGCACAGGAGGUAACGUAACAGCCGAAAUAAAAAUGCCUAGUGGAAAUAUCGACAAACCUAUAAUUGAAGACAACCGUGAUGGUACUGUCACCAUAAAGUAUGAGCCACGCGAGGAAGGUGUUCACGAGCUAGCUGUGAAAUUUAACGGAGAACAUGUCCAAGGGUCGCCUUACAAAAUUCACGUAGACUCUAUAAGCUCUGGUUACGUAACAGCUUAUGGUCCUGGUCUUACGCAUGGUGUGACUGGUGAACCUAGCAACUUUACAAUUUCAACUAAAGGGGCGGGAGCUGGUGGUUUAUCCAUGGCUGUAGAAGGUCCCAGUAAAGCUGAAAUUAGUUGUCAUGAUAACAAAGAUGGAACUGUGUCGGUUUCGUACUUACCUACAGCUCCAGGAGAAUACAAAAUUUCUGUGAGAUUUGGUGACAAACAUAUCAAGGGUUCUCCUUUCAACGCAAAGAUCACCGGUGAAGGUAGGAAACGUAAUCAAAUUUCCGUAGGCUCUUGUAGCGAAGUAUCUUUACCUGGAGGCAAAAUAUCUGAUGAUGACAUUAGGUCCUUAAAUGCUUCAAUCCAAGCACCAAGCGGAUUAGAAGAGCCAUGUUUCCUUAAACGGCUUCCAACUGGAAAUAUUGGCAUAUCAUUUACUCCCAGAGAAAUAGGUGAACAUGUUGUCAGUGUAAAGAAAAUGGGUAACCAUAUAACAAACUCACCAUUUAAAAUAAACGUUUGCGAAAGAGAAGUAGGAGAUGCUAAAAAAGUAAAAGUAACUGGCCUCGCCUUGAAAGAAGGCAAGACUCAUCAAGAGAACAUAUUCACCGUUGACACAAGAAAUGCUGGUUUUGGUGGUUUGUCAUUAUCUAUUGAAGGACCUAGUAAGGCUGAAAUACAAUGUAACGAUAAUACAGAUGGCACAUUGAAUAUCUCUUAUAAACCCACUGAACCCGGCUACUACAUUGUUAAUUUAAAAUUCGCUGAUCAUCAUUUAGAAGGAUCUCCAUUUACUGUUAAGGUUACUGGUGAGGGCUCGAAUAGACAACGUGAAAAGAUCCAAAGGCAACGAGAAGCAGUACCAAUUACAGAAGUUGGUAGUCAAUGUAAACUCACCUUUAAAAUGCCAGGUAUAACAUCAUUUGAUCUUAGUGCCUCCGUAAAGUCACCUGGAGGAGUAACAGAAGAUGCAGAAAUCAAUGAAGUUAAGGAUGGAUUGUACGCCGUUCACUUUGUACCCAAAGAAUUAGGAGUUCACACUGUUUCAGUCAGAUACAAGGAUAUUCACAUUCCUGGUUCUCCAUUCCAAUUUACUGUCGGUCCAUACAGAGAUCAUGGUGCUCAUUUGGUGAAAGCCGGUGGAGCAGGUUUGGAAAGAGGUGAACAAGGUGAACUUAAUGAAUUUAACGUCUGGACCAGAGAAGCUGGAAGUGGUCAACUCGCCAUCUCCGUCGAAGGACCUAGCAAAGCCGAAAUCAACUUCACGGAUCGCAAAGAUGGUUCCUGCGACGUGUCAUACAAAGUAUCAGAACCUGGUGAAUAUCGAAUUGGUUUGAAAUUCAAUGAUGAACACGUUCCUGAUUCUCCAUUCAAAGUCUACAUCUCCCCUGCAGUAGGAGAUGCUCACUUACUCGAAGUAGCACAAUUUCCAGAAGGUUACAUUCAAGCUGAUAAACCAUCUCAGUUUAUUGUUAGAAGAAAUGGAGCUAAAGGAGACUUGGAUGCCAAGAUUAUUGGUCCUUCUGGACAUGAGGAUGACUGUUUCGUACAAAUUAUCGAUAUGGAAGAAUACUCCGUUAGGUUCAUGCCUAGAGAAAACGGUAUACACAAAAUCCACGCUAAAUUCAAUGGCGUACAUAUUCCCGGUUCUCCAUUCAGUGUUAAAGUUGGCAAAGAUACUGCUGAUCCAGCUGCUGUUCAAGCCAGCGGAAAUGGACUCAAGGAGGUUAAAACUGGUGUCAAGACCGAUUUCAUUGUUGACACCGUAAAUGCUGGUAGUGGUACUUUGGCAGUUAACAUUGAUGGUCCUAGCAAGGUAUCGAUGGACUGCACAGAAGUUGAAGAAGGCUACAAAGUUAGAUACACUCCUUUAGCACCUGGAGAUUACUACAUUAGUAUUAAAUAUAAUAACCACCACAUUGUUGGAUCACCAUUCAAAGUAACCAGUCUAGGCGACAAAAAAGUAGCUGAUAUUGGAGGACAGGAAUCAUCGUCAACUGUAGUCGAAACUGUUGCGAAAACUGGCAAAGCAAAUAACAACAAAGGACCUCAAUUGCCCCAUUUCAAAAGUGACGCCUCUAAAGUUCAAUCUAAGGGCAUGGGUUUGAAGAAAGCAUAUUUAGGAAAACAAAAUCAGUUUACAGUGUCCGCACAACAUGCCGGUGUUAACAUUUUAUUCGUCGGUAUCCACGGACCUAAAGGACCAUGUGAGGAAGUGUUUAUCAAACACCAAGGUCACAAUCAAUACGCUGUCAACUACAUGGUUAGAGAUAGAGGUGACUAUUUGGUAAUAGUAAAAUGGGGAGAUGAUCAUAUCCCUGGUUCACCUUUUAAAGUGGAGGUUUAGAUAUUAAAUUUAUUUUUCUACACAUUAUUGUUGAUUUGUUUAAACGUUAUUUUUUUACAUUAGUCAUACUUAUUUAUGUUUAAAAUAUGUUUCCUGUCUUUAAUUUUGUAUAUAACAGUUUAUGAACAAGUUAUUUGAUUAAAAUAGAUUCGCAGAUUUUUGUAAGAUUCUUAAGUAAGGGAAGAUAAAAAAUGUGCCUUAAAAAUAUAUAAAUUGUAACAUAUUUUUUAAAAUAUAUUUUACAAAGUUCAA
This is a messenger RNA of Diorhabda sublineata, 7846 nucleotides long. It is a transcript of the gene cher, whose product is annotated as filamin-A. Bases 287 to 7594 code for a protein of 2435 amino acids. Gene Ontology annotation, molecular function: actin filament binding. Lineage: Eukaryota; Metazoa; Arthropoda; Insecta; Coleoptera; Chrysomelidae. The record is from RefSeq and is a predicted model, not a curated record. Gene Ontology annotation, biological process: actin cytoskeleton organization. The transcript is spliced from 25 exons.